AUGGCCAGAGCCUUCGCGCUGUCGACGGCUGGUCCUUCUGCCGACAGCCCAGCUGUUACCAGUGUGCCUGACCGGCGGGGGCUGCAUCUCGAGCGCUUCGAGCUCUUCAGACAAUAUUCCUGGAGCGUCGGGAGUCGGGACGCGCCAGCACCACCGUCCCUGCCGCCACAACAUGGUUUGGCCACCUCGGAGAGCUGCUUUAUGGACAUAGGUAUGACGCACUCCGCUCGCUUCCGUACCAUCGACCUGGCCUAA
Molecule: messenger RNA, 255 nt
Organism: Durotheca rogersii
Lineage: Eukaryota; Fungi; Ascomycota; Sordariomycetes; Xylariales; Xylariaceae
Exons: 2
Coding region: 1-255 (84 amino acids)
Source: RefSeq, a predicted model, not a curated record